CCUGAUGAUUUCGCUGUUGAGAAGCCAGGCUAUACGCGUUUCGAAGAACGGAAGCAAGAUGAUCGAUAAAUGUCAGGAAGUUGUACUCCUGAGGGAUCUCGAAGGAAGGAAGGAUGUUGACGUCGCCACCUAUCAAGGUGUGUUUGGUGUUGAAGCAGAUGAAAUCAAGUCGUUGUCUGUGAUGGAGGGCGAUUCUGUCACCUUACAUACUGGUGUGACUAAAAUCCAAGAGGACGAUCUGAUUAUGUGGAUGUGCGGAGACUAUUGCAUCGCUAAACUCAACAUAUCAUCCCAAGCUGUCUUUGAAAAUCACAACAUAUCCAGAGACAGACUGAAGCUGGACAAUCAGACUGGAUCUCUCACCAUCAUAAACAUCAGAACCACAGACUCUGGACUUUAUAAAGCACAGAUGAUUGGACAACAAGUGUCUAAGAAAACGUUCAACGUUACUGUCAUUGCACGUCUUCCUGUUCCUGUCAUCGCCAGUUACUGUCCUCAAAAUCAACCAUCAGGACAAUCCAGAUGUGUGCUGCUGUGUUCAGUGGUGAAUUUGAGUCGUGUGACUCUCUCCUGGUACAAAGGAAACAGUUUAUUGUCCAGCAUCAGUACGUCUGAUUUCAGCAUCCGUCUCUCUCUACCUCUGGAGGUGGAACAUCAGGAUAAAAACACCUACAGCUGUGUGCUUAAAAAUCCCAUCAGCAACCAGACUCAACAUCUGGACAUCAGCGAACUCUGUCAACCAUGUUCAGAAUGUGUCUGCUGUUGUAAUUCAACUGAAGCUGCGAUCCAAUUGGCUGUCUCUGCUCUGGUGGGCGUGGCUACUGUUGUUGUUCUGGUUUAUGACUUCAGAUCCAGAAGAGCUGAACAGAAAAGAAAAGCUGAGACCAUAACUGACUUAGUAUCACAAGAAUAAACCUAUCUUAAGGUAGACCUGUCCCUGUGGCCCGUCAGCAUUAAAGUGCUGACAGGAAGUUGGUUAGUCUUGCAAAAAAACACAACCUGUGAUGACUUAAAAGAACUUUCCCUUUAGGGGGAGGACGUUCUGUCUUUAAAGCCUUGUUUAGAAAGUUAUCUGUGGCUUCAGUUGAGCUACAGGAACAUUUGAACUUACACACCUUUGUUUGAGAACCAUGUUUACUUUUUAGCAACCCUCAGUAAAAUCUAUUCUGGUGUGUAUUACCUACUUUCUCCAGGGCACUUACUCAUUUACCAGCUGAUGCACCAUUAUUAUAAGUACUAGUACAAGUGGUUAGUACCUACCCUGUUAUGAAAGGUCAUCAAUGUUGAUUAUGGAAUUAUCUGUUAGAAUUGUUACUCAGAGCCUAUUUUUUAUGUCAUGCAAUGAUUUCUUUGUAAUAAAUGUGAAAAACAAUUGUUAUAAUCAUAACUUUUCUAUUGUGCCAUUAUCAAAUGUCUUUUACAAGAUAUGCUAACGUGUAAUGAUUUAUUUAAAAUACACGUGGUAUUACAAUUAGCAGCUGGCAUUUAAGAACAUUUUAAUUGACAGGUUAUGUCUUUGUGACGUUUUCGAGUGGGCGGGGCCAACCGUGACUUUUCGCGAUUUUCUCAUUGGAUUGUGAAUUCAUCAGAUCAGUUCCUCACUGAAGAACCGUCAACGCCUCAAUAAUUCACUCGUGUCAGGACGCCGUUCGGUUAACGUGACGACUGAGGAUAAGCGGAUCCGGGUGCAGCUUUGGUUAAAAAGCUUGACAUCGCCAGUGGAGCUGACAUUGCCUUUUCUUCACUAGCUUCCAUUUAUUUCGUCCUUUGGUGUGCUACCUGAGG
Molecule: messenger RNA, 1785 nt
Organism: Labeo rohita (rohu)
Lineage: Eukaryota; Metazoa; Chordata; Actinopteri; Cypriniformes; Cyprinidae
Product: natural killer cell receptor 2B4
Exons: 5
Coding region: 5-913 (302 amino acids)
Source: RefSeq, a predicted model, not a curated record